This is a messenger RNA of Trichomycterus rosablanca, 870 nucleotides long. Its product is annotated as ras-related protein Rab-37. The coding region runs from base 1 to 651 and encodes 216 amino acids. NCBI's taxonomy places the organism in Eukaryota, Metazoa, Chordata, Actinopteri, Siluriformes, Trichomycteridae. Gene Ontology annotation, molecular function: GTPase activity; GTP binding. The transcript has 9 exons. Gene Ontology annotation, biological process: regulation of exocytosis. The record is from RefSeq and is a predicted model, not a curated record.
AUGGACCAGGAGGCUCGAGACGAACCGAGCAGCACCGUGUGCGGUUUAUACGACCAGGAUCUAACUCACAAGACGAUCCUGGUGGGAGACAGCGGUGUAGGAAAGACAUCUCUGCUGGUACAGUUUGAUCAGGGGAAGUUCAUCCCUGGAUCCUUCUCUGCUACAGUGGGCAUCGGCUUCACGAAUAAGGUGGUGACGGUCGGCGAGGUGACAGUUAAAUUACAGAUUUGGGACACGGCCGGACAGGAGAGGUUCCGCAGCGUGACUCAUGCUUACUACAGAGAUGCUCACGCUCUGCUCCUGCUGUACGACAUAACCAACAAGUCAUCGUUCGACAACAUCAGGGCGUGGCUUACUGAGAUCCACGAAUAUGCACAGAGUGAUGCUGUCAUCAUGCUGCUCGGAAAUAAGGCUGAUAUGAACAGUGGGAGAGUGAUCAAACGUGAGGAUGGAGAGAGGCUGGCCAGGGAGUAUGGUGUAAUAUUUAUGGAGACGAGUGCUAAGACUGGAGUCAAUGUAGAUUUGGCCUUUAUGACCGCAGCAAAAGAGCUGAUCGGUCGCUCUCUUGAGCUGCCCAGAGAGCCGAGGUUCCAGAUCAACGACAACGUCGAACGAGAACCACAAAAAUCAACCUGCUGUGGAUUUACAUAAACGUCACAGAGAACAACGGACAAGGGAAUGAGGAAAGAAAAUAAUCAAUCCGAGCUGCAUCAGGCCAAACACAGACUUUACACUGACAGGAAGAGGUAGAGAAAGUAAAUGAUGUAUCAGAACAGAUCUAAACCACUCCAGUCCUCGAGGGCCACAUAAUAGUUUGAUCAGAGACAGUUGAUAAUUAACUAAUGAUCAAAUCAGGUAUGUCAGAGGAAA